UUCAGUUACAGAUUUGUUUAAAAAAAAUACCAGCAUCGUCUAAGUUUAUUUGCUUUACAUUAAUGGUCGCAUCCUGACAGCAAAUAUAUACACAAAGAAAUCUUCUUGUUAAAGUAGUAAAAAUCUGCAGCACCACUUUUAUUUUGACUACAGCUUGACAAGGCAACUAAACAGGAAGAUGAAGACAAUGAGACACAGAAAACAACAUUUUGCUUUCUUUGCUGUUGUAAUCUUUUCUUUCUGUUUGCAUAUAAGUGCAAAUCAUACCGAUUAUCCCAGGGUUAUAAACGACAGCUGGAAUUCUACCAGCCCAAACCCAAGUGGAAGCCUGAACACAACUGAAGCUAACACAAACUCGCCUUUAAGCACCAAUUUCAACAGUAAAACAAUGACUACUUUUGAAAUGCAGCCAGCCGCCUCUCAGUCCUCGUCUUCAACAAUGGCCCCAAAUCCUCCAACAUUUUCUCCUGCUAGAAGUGCCGUUUCUGCCAAUGGAGGACCUAGGAAUACCACCAAACUUAAGACUACUACAACAAAAGAAACCUGUGAAGACAACAAGCAUCUUAUACUAAUUUGCUUCAUUGUAAUAGCAGUACUCAUUCUUAUUUGCACCUUCUUAUUUCUGUCAACAGUCAUAAUAGCAAACAAGAUGUCCUAUCUCAAAAAAACUAAACAAGGAAAACGUAUGCCCAGGAGCAACGGUGAUUUUCUGGCUACUAACAGCUUAUGGCCGACUGCAGCAGGAACAUGGCAGAGGAUGCCCAAGGAGGCAAUUGGAACUGACUUGAUAAUGGAAGACUUGAUAUCAGAGAGAGAUGCCAUAAUGCAAAGCAGAACUGAAGAUGGAACUACUCAGAAACUCACUAAGAAAACAGCUAAUGAACAGGAAAACAAUGAACCAAAGUCACAUGAAAGCAUUUUAACCAAUUUUGUAGUUGAGAUUUAAAAUCGUAUUCAGGUAAAAACUCAGCUUUUACCUUUUUACCUCAUUUAUAUGAGGCAAAAAUUCAGCUUUCAAGUAACAAUAUGAAUUGUAACACACGAAAACUAAGUUCAGAUCUUACAUAGGGUUUUUCGUUUUAUGAUAACAGGAAUGUUGCAGCAUCUUGUAGUUCUAGAAGGGAGUAAGAUUGUUUUUGAGUAGCUUUUAGAAAUAGUGUCAAGAUUGGUCCUACUCCUUUGACCAGAAAUUAUGGUUGAAGGAGCUGAACAGGGUAAAAUAACAGGACAGAAAAUUGCCUAUUCUCAAAUAUCAUUAGGGGUAAAAAGGAAAGGACUGUUAGUCUAGUAGACAUACCACGCCACAAAGUGCUACAUAGGGGUACCCAAGGGGCUAUUUUAACAGAAGCAUAAUGCAGUCACUCUUAUUUGCUGCGGUUACUGAAUCAGGAACUAGCGUGUCUCAAAAUGCCCUUUCAGUUUUUUUCCUAUUAAAAAGGUCUAACCAGCUUAACUGCUCUCAAUCUGGUUCAAAAGCAACCAUAUAUACUGUGCUUUGAGUCCAUGCAUGGAUAUACGUUUGUUACGAUAUGUUAAAACAUAAGAAUUCUUUCAGUUUGUUAUCACCAAUAAACUAACAACAUAAGUUCACAUAAACUUACGUUAUUUAAAAACUUAUUUCUCUAAUUCAUAAUAUUCCCCCCAAAAUUAUUAUGGAAGACACACUUAAAAGAUUGUAUCUCUACAACACUUGCUGCAAGUCAAAAAAUGUUUUCUCUGUUGAUCAGAGGUGAUUUCUUACAUCAUGGGUCCAUCCAUAUGGAAACACACUCCACUUUAUCCUAAUACAAUCAAUUAGAACCUGCUGAAAAUUUCUUCAAGAACUACCACAACUUUUAGCUACUUUAUUCUGCUAGAGACUUUCCCGUAUUUCCGAGAUUUCUGUUUCAAUACAA
Struthio camelus australis is the source of this 1895-nucleotide messenger RNA. RefSeq names its product ecotropic viral integration site 2A (gene EVI2A). The record is from RefSeq and is a predicted model, not a curated record. Gene Ontology annotation, cellular component: membrane. Lineage: Eukaryota; Metazoa; Chordata; Aves; Struthioniformes; Struthionidae.